This is a messenger RNA of Radiomyces spectabilis, 1798 nucleotides long. RefSeq names its product Endonuclease/exonuclease/phosphatase. The transcript has 6 exons. The record is from RefSeq and is a predicted model, not a curated record. Lineage: Eukaryota; Fungi; Mucoromycota; Mucoromycetes; Mucorales; Radiomycetaceae. Gene Ontology annotation, molecular function: DNA binding; endonuclease activity; DNA-(apurinic or apyrimidinic site) endonuclease activity. Gene Ontology annotation, biological process: base-excision repair. Bases 307 to 1713 code for a protein of 468 amino acids. Gene Ontology annotation, cellular component: nucleus.
GUAAAAUUCGGCAAAAUGCAUACCGGUAUUUGUGACUUGCUCUUGCUCUUGCUCGACAUCUUCCCUCAAUGCUGUCAUUGUUGAUCGAUCCUUCAUAAUGCGAAUACUGAGCUGGAACAUUAAUGGAUUGGCAACGACAUUGCAAUAUUAUCCAUGGUCAGAGACGAAAUCGUACAAAAAUCUCCUUGACGCUUUGAAUGCAGACAUUAUAUGGCAAGUCUUUAGGCAUGUUGUACGAGCAGUGAAUGUUAAGAAGUAUGCAGCUUGCAGGAAAUCAAAUGUCAACGAUCGAAACUGACGCGGGAGAUGGGCAUGGUUCCCGGCUAUGAUGGCUAUUUCUCGUUCUCCGAAGCUAAACGCGGUUACUCUGGAGUAGCCGUUUAUGUAAAAAACACAAUCAUACCCAAGUGGACAGAAGAAGGGAUUACCGGAGUACGGAAUAAGCGUGUUCACGAUCCGGAAAUGGACCAGUUUCUCGCCACCUUAAAGACAGACCCAGCCGCACUGGAUGCCGAAGGCCGAUGUAUUAUUAUGGAUUUGAAUGAAUUCAUCUUGUUCAACAUCUAUUUCCCGCACGCUGGGGAAGAUCGACAAAUCUACAAGAUGGAUUUUCAUCAAUGCGUUCGUAAACGGAUUGACGAUUAUCUCAAACAAGGAAGACAAGUGGUCCUUGUGGGCGAUGUUAACGCGGCGCAUGAAGAAAUCGAUCACUGUGAUCCAAAGAAAAGCAUGAAAGAAAAUAAUAUUACUGACUUUAAGGAUCUGCCUCAUCGAAGGUGGGUGGACCAGAUCAUUGCCCCCAAAGGGCCUUUGAUUGACAUGGGCCGCUUUUAUCAUCCUGGCCGGCGGGGAAUGUAUACAUGUUGGAACACGAGAUUGAAUGCAAGGCCUGCGAAUUUCGGCACUCGCAUUGAUUAUGUUCUGGCUUCUGAGGAAUUGAAAAAAUGGUUCAAGUAUUCUGACAUUCAGCCUGAUAUCAUCGGAUCGGAUCACUGUCCGGUAUAUGCGGAUUUCUUGGACGAAAGACGAGUGGAUGAUGACGGAACCAUCGAAAAGCUGGACGAGAAAAUGAUUUCCAAGAAUAUCGAGUUUUCGGCCCUGCUUGCCAAGAACUUUCCCGAAUUUUCAAACAAGCAAAAAAAGCUGUCCUUCUUUUUCGGCAAGCAGGCUCAAAAGCCUUCAGACACCAAUACACCUUCACCUGCGUCUUCGGACACAUCGCCAUCUUCUGCCGUGCAAAGUCCUUCCCCAAUACCCACCACUCACGCACCUGCUACUCAUCCCUCAUCUGUGCCCAGUCCAGUCCUAAAUCGAAAGCGUAAAUCGACAGCCGUGUCUCCCGGGAGUCAAAAAGUUUUCAGAUCCUUCUUUGUUCAAUCGUCUCAGGAAUCAUCGCAACAGUUGCCCAAGGAAACCGAAUCGUCCCAGGAAGAUGCGGAGGAAAAUAUCGAUAUUGAUUCGCUUAUCAAUGAAGCCCAAGUUCGCCAAGAAGCCAAGCAAAUUUGGAAUUCGAUGUUUGUGCCACCAAGCGCGCCUCGUUGUCGUGUUCACAACGAGCCGUGCAAAGAACUGAAAGUGAACAAAAAAGGACCCAAUCAGGGACGCCGCUUCUAUAUAUGCUCAAGGCCUGUGGGACCAGAAGAUGGACCGGUUGAACAAUUUCGAUGCAACUUUUUCCAAUGGAAGCAUGAGCGGACCCACGAUGAUAAAUAAGGAAUUAGCCCUCCAUGUAUACAAUCUUUUCAGGUUGAUUAGGAAUACUUCCAGCAAAAACUAUCCAUGCACAUUCAUCUUCCGU